Alnus glutinosa is the source of this 878-nucleotide messenger RNA. RefSeq lists its product as uncharacterized. The transcript is spliced from 5 exons. Gene Ontology annotation, cellular component: chloroplast thylakoid membrane. NCBI's taxonomy places the organism in Eukaryota, Viridiplantae, Streptophyta, Magnoliopsida, Fagales, Betulaceae. The coding region runs from base 33 to 476 and encodes 147 amino acids. The record is from RefSeq and is a predicted model, not a curated record.
AGUAGGAGUACGUACGGAUCUCAAGACUGUAGAUGGCAUCCACAUCUCUGCCACUCAUCAGGGGAGGCCUCCUCCUUUUCUCUGAGUACUCAUCCCUUUCCAACCACCACAGCCCGGCAACUCUCCCCAAGUGGGGAUGGAAAAGAGACCAAGAAGCAAGCAUGGUCAUCAACCGAACCAGAGGCCAAGCAUUUCAAAUCUUGGCCAAACCUAAUGCGUCUUCAGGGAACAUAGGUUUAAUCAAACAAGUGAUUAUGGUUGAUCCUUUGGAAGCCAAGCGGUUGGCUGCCAAGCAAAUGCAAGAGAUUGAAGCUAAAGAGAAAUUCAAGAGAAAACGUCAAAUUGAAGCAAUUAAUGGAGCAUGGGCAAUGAUUGGUCUCACAGCAGGCUUGGUCAUUGAAGGUCACACCGGAAAAAGUAUUCUGACACAGUUGGCUGGAUACUGGAGUGCCAUAGUCAAUUUUUUGGUGCAAUAGGAGUAAAGUUUGAGGAAUUGCAGAUUGAUUGUCUGAUCACUCUAUGAAACUGAAUCUGUUAGAUCUUUCAAGUUAAUGUUGCUUCUGCGCACAAUCUUGUACUGUUUUAUUUCAGUGGCUACUCAUUACACUGUGAAAAAUCUUUCUGCUUCCCUCUGUAAUAAGAUCCCAUUAAUGUGUAAGAAUAUUGUCAGAAAUCCUCGAUAUAGAACAUGUUAGUCAUAAUUUGUUGUAAUGAUGUCUACUGUUCGGUUACAGAGUCAGUCCGGCUGAGAUAACCCUGGCAUGUACGGCAUGGAAUCUACCCAAGCCGGAUAAGGUUUGAUGAUCAUGCGGUUCCUUCUCAAUUUAUCUUAUUUUGGAAGUAAUGAGAAAAUGAUCUAUUAUGAAUAUUUGCUUUUA